CUUUGCGAUAGUAGCAGACGCCGUACUUUUCAAUGGUGGCGGCGUAGAUGACAACAUUCUGAAGUUUCUCAAGAGAUUACUUACUCAAAUAGGACAAAAGAUAAUGGGAGACUCUGAGGAUUCACAGUAUGGGUGUCUAAUAGUGAGCUGUAGUGAGUUAUCCCCUCCGGAACCGCUCGUACGAGAGAUUCUUGGAGCACACCAGAAGCUGGACGAAGCAGAAAUGCAGAAUGGAGAAAAGUCCUGCACUUGGAACCUGAACACAAAGUAUUACACCGCCCAAGUGCCCGUGCAUUGGCGCAACGAACGUUACCAACCAGAGGACGAGCCCCUGCUGUGUCACAUCCACGGCCUCGUUUUAUUUUGCAAUACGGAUCAGAUCGAAGUCAGCUUAGAACGUGCGACAGAGUGGUUGUCCCACUGCAAUGAGGCGCAAGUGACCUUACUGGUGAUCCGCACGUCGCACCAUUGUGCAGAGGAGGAAGAGGAGGAGGAGGAGGAGCCUCCGGAGCUACAGACCUGGUGCUUGAAGCACCAGUGCGAGCUGGUGUGCUGGCACGACGACGCAGGUAUUCAGCGAAUACGGGAGGCGUUAUCUGCACAUCCUUGGCCUCAACUUCAGAAGCAUGCUGCAGAAAGCGCAGAUGUCGCGGAGGGUGAAGAUGACGGCCUUCCGGCAUCGUUCGAAGAGCUGUUUGCUCAUUUCAGGGAACUCAAGGAAAAGGCAGAAGGGAUGACCGGAGAAGAACGCAGGGACUUUGCAGAAAAAGUGGCCGUGCAGUUCUGGAAGGCCUGCGGCGGAGAUGACGACGAGAUUUCCGGACUGGUCGGCGAUGGUUAGAGUGAGCGAUCAGAUGUAGAGAGGCGUCUCCUGCCCCGUCAACAACCGGAACAUUGAUGUGGGCAUCGUCUUCAUGUGGAUCUGCGCAACAAGCGUGGAUCGUGUAAAUCACGUGACGCUGCCGUAAUAAAUUAUACGUUCGUGUUGUUAAA
Messenger RNA from Ornithodoros turicata, 993 nucleotides. Its product is annotated as alpha- and gamma-adaptin-binding protein p34-like. Bases 104 to 841 code for a protein of 245 amino acids. The transcript has 5 exons. The record is from RefSeq and is a predicted model, not a curated record. NCBI's taxonomy places the organism in Eukaryota, Metazoa, Arthropoda, Arachnida, Ixodida, Argasidae.